This is a messenger RNA of Paramecium primaurelia, 1328 nucleotides long. The record is from the annotation of a GenBank genome assembly. Lineage: Eukaryota; Ciliophora; Oligohymenophorea; Peniculida; Parameciidae.
AUGAAAAGAUUUUUGAGUAUGGCAAUGAUCUUGUAUGUUGUCACAUCAACUAAGAUUUAAAAGUAAUAGAAUAAUAUAAUGUAAGUAAUUAAGGUGUAAUGGAUUAAUAUGUUAACCCAGGUGUAUAAUAAUAGAUUGAUGAAUUAACAUAAUCAAAGAUUGGACAUUUAGUUAUUGAUUUAGCUGAAGUGACAAUGAGAGUUACUGGAGCUGUUGAUUCACUUACUGAAGGAGUCAAAGCAUUUGGAAGAUAAAUAGAAGAAAGAUUAAAUUUAGAAAAUACAUAAUGGGAAGUUAUUGAAGGUGAACAUAAUGCUAAAGUUAUAUCUUUAAGUUCAUAAGCUAAUUAAGCUGAAUUUGAUANGUCUUAGGCAAAAUAGAUAAUAGCCAUCUUGCCAUAGCAGAUAGAUCUUUAGAUUAUGCCAAAGAUUAAAAAUGUAUCAGAUUAGCAGAAUUACAUUCUGCUGCUGUUGAUUAUGUUAAACAUGGCAACAAAGUAGAGAUUCCUUAAGAUCUUAUCUCUAAAAAAUGGCCUGAUUUUAUGGAAAAAGACUCAUUUGUUUAUGAGUCAAAAAGUAUAUUAGGGAAACUCUACAAGGAAGUUUUAAAUCAUAUUAAUGAAGAAAAAUAGGCUGUCUUUGCUGGUUAUACACAAAAAGGAUUGCCAGAAAUAGACACAAGAUUUAUUUAUUAAUUUUAUUAGGAAGAUGAAUUGGUCUAAGUAGAAAACUCAAUCUAAAAGUACGAAAAUUACUAUUAAAAUGAGUAUUAACAAUAUUUAACUGAAUAAAUUUGUAGGAAUGCUCUAAAAUGUUUAAAUCAUAUAUUUGAAAACUUUGAUUCUUUAAGGAAGAUGUAUGAUCUUACAAAUGAAUAUGAAAUAUACACAGGAUAUUUUACGAACUUCACUUAAGGAGAAGGAACUAGAUUAAAAGUAAAUAUAAAAUAAUAUUUCUUAGAGAAAACUUAAUGUGGAAAAUGUACAGAAAAGAGUCAUUCUUAGUCUUGUUUAAUUAAAACAUGAAAUUAGUAAGACUUUAUCUCAAAAUUAACAAGAUAGAUUGGCAGAAAUUUCUAUUAUUCAUUUUCUUAUGAUGUUCUCUCCAGAUUCUCAUCAAGAUUAAUUAGAAAAAUAACCUUCACUACAUUACUAUCAUGAAAAAUUGUUUUAAGCUUUUAAACGAAAUGAAGAGAUCUACAAAUUAUUUAGUCGUUUGAGAGUCAAAUUCCCAUUUUGGUAUAGAGGAUGCAGUUGGUUUUUCUUUGCAAAUGAAAUCGUAAGCUUCGCUUAGUAAUAAAACUUAUAAAAUGAGGAUGAGCUUAUUUGA